AUGAAAUAUUAUUCAGAUAAAUCUAUUAUAAUACUUAAAUAUUAUACGAAAUUAUUGGAAUUUUGGAAUGGAAAAUACAUAAUGGGCACUGUAAGUUUACCUAAUGCAAACAAAUUAAAAUCAAAAUAUGAUAUUUCAAUUCAUUUUUAUACAAAUUUUGGCUUCAUAUCUGAUGUACAACAGUUUUCAAAUAAAGCUGGAGAUUUAAUGAACAAUAUAAUCUGCAAUAUAAAGAGAGAUAUUUUGAUAUUUUUUAAUGAACAUAAUGUUCUUAAACCACCAAUAGCAUUAACAAUUGAUCGUGUUAAAUCUGAAUUUACUGCUUUAUGUCGAAAAACUAAAUCAAUUCAAAUUGGCAUAUGUCGUAGUACAGAUCGAUCUUUAUAUAAUAAUAAAACAAUAAAACAUUUAGGUGCAUUAACAUUUCAUGAAUUUGAAAAUCUAUCUCAAAAUGAAGAACUUACUGAAAAUCAAACAUCGUCACCAAAUACUGAUUCAAAAAGACUUUUAAAUUUAUUUUCAACUAAAAAAAAAUCAAUUUCAAUUCAACAACAACGAAAUUCUAGUUCUUAUAGAGAUAGUGGUUUUGUUGAAACAGAUGUUGAUCAUAGUCUUACUUCAAAUUCUAAUAAAUAUCGAAGUAAAGCAUCACCCGAACUAAGUGAAGAAGAUGAUUCAAUGUCUACACAAAAAUCAUUUGAUUCAUCUGAACAAUCUACUACAAAGAACAAAAAGACAGCAGUAUAUCAAGUUAAUAUUCAAUCAGAUAAACAAUCAAGUGGAAUUUCUUCAGAUCAAUUACUGAAUAAAUAUCGUCAAUCUCAACGUAACAAUUUACCUACACAAAUUUUAACUGAUGCAUGUUUUGUAUAUCGUCGUCAAAUAAUCAAAAAACCAACUUCAAAUGCUAUGAUUCUUCGUGGUCGUGAAAUAGCUUAUCAAGCAGCUAAUUCUCCAACAAUACCACAUUCAAUGCCAAAUUAUACACAUGAUCAAGUUCGAGAACUCUAUGGCGAAUUAGAUAAAAAAACACGUCGUUUACAAGAAAAUGAAUAUAUUUCUCAUACACCAAUGAUAGAUGCAUGGAAUGAAAAAUCUCCAUGGAUUUUAUCUUCAUCGAUUAAAAAUCAAUUAUCAGAAGAAUGUCCUUUACCAAAAUUUCAUAUCGAUAAUAAUGAUCAAACAAUGCCUAUGAAUACAUAUUUAUCAACAGGUUUAAGUAAUCCACGAACAAUACCAAAUACAUCGAUAGAUACAACAAAUGAUAAAGAAACAAUUCGAGGUAGUUUUCGUACAUCAAUUGCUGAUCGUACAACAAUUAGUCCAUCACCACUUUUACUUAAUGUUCAUUUUGAUUAUAAUAAACUUACAGCUAUAUCAACAAAUAUAGAUGAUCAAUCGGCUUUCUUAGACGAUAUUCAACAGAAAACAUCAAUCAAUUCAAAUUAUGAUUUAAUUGAAAAACAAUCUGACACAAUCGAUUCAGCUUUAUCAUCACAACGUCUUAAUGAAGAAUCGAUAGCAUUAACAAAUAAUAUAAAUUCAACAGCACCAAAAUUCAUAUCAUCACCAAUGAAGACUUCGAAAAUGGUGGAUGUUGAUAGCUUAAUUGAUCUUGAUGAUGAAACAACAAUUUCUUACAAUACAGCUGAAGAUUUUCAUAUGGAAACUGAACCUGAUUCAAUAUUAUCCAUUAAAAAUAAUGAAACAACAAAUACUCAUUAUCAAUCAAUGGAUACAGAUUCAUUAAUUGCACAUGAUGAUUUUUCCAAUAUUAUUAAAACACCAGAAAAUAAUAGUUCUUAUGAACCAUUUAUAACAUCUAUUCAAAUAAAACAAGAAAAUACUUUUACGGAUAAUUUCUGUGAACCACUAGAAAUAUUUAAUCAUACAAAUGAUAACUUAUUAACAACAAAUCAUGAAGAAAAUUUAUCUCAACAUAAGCCAUCAUCAAUAAUUCAUAUAGAUCAUUUAAUAAUAACAGAUGAUGAUAUAGAUAAAGAUUCAACUAUUGAUAGUCUUGUCAAAAUAAAUAAUGAUAUCAAGCAAAGACAAUCAUGUGUUAAUCAUUUACCUAUUAUCUAUAAUCAUACAAUAAGACAAACUGAAAAAGAAUUAAAAAUUAAUGAAAAAAAUUCGAAUGAACCUUCUUUCAAAGUUGCAAUGGAUAAUGCAAAUGAACUGAUAAAAGUUAGUAAUCCAAAUGCUGUAGUCAAUCAAGUUUUGUCAGUUCUAUCGGAAGAAUUAACUUAUGAACCAUUUAAUGAAAUUAAUAAUUUAGACACUAUUAUUCAUGAAGCUGAAUCAUUAGUUGAACAAUCUAUUGAAUCUGAACAAAAUUUAAAUGUACUACAAUCGAAUCCUUCAUCUAUUAAUAAUUUAUCUCAAAUAUUUAACGAUUCUUUUUCAAAAAAUCGAAAUAAUCAUCAAGAAUUAUUUAUUAAUGAAGAAGAUAAUUAUCGUCAGAAAAUAAGUGAUAUUGAUGAAGAUUUUGAAGAAUUAUAUCAAAGUUAUCUAACUAAUCUUGAUCAAUAUCAAACAAUGAUACAACAAAUUGAUAAAAUCGAACAAUAUCAACAUAUAUUAACACCUAUAAGUGAAGAAUCAAUAACAUUAGUUGAACGUGCUAAUAAUGAUAAAGUUAUAAAAACAAAUAAUAAUGAACAAUUUUGUUUAAUAUUAACUGUACAACGUCAAUUAAAUCAUAUUGGACAUUAUGGAUUUGAAUUAGAACAAACAAUAGAUGGCAAAAUAACAAUUUCAUCAAUUAUUGAUUCAAAUUAUUGUCCAAAUUUAAAUGUAGGUGAUGAAAUUAUUGCUAUAAAUAAUAAUUCAACAUUAAUAACACUUGAACAAUGCCAUUUAUUAUUUCAUUCAUUAUGGUAUAAUCAAUGUGAAUAUGUACAAAUAAUUGUUAAUAAACCAAACUACAUUACAAUAAUACCAAGUAAAUAA
Molecule: messenger RNA, 2955 nt
Organism: Rotaria sp. Silwood2
Lineage: Eukaryota; Metazoa; Rotifera; Eurotatoria; Philodinida; Philodinidae
Source: the annotation of a GenBank genome assembly